GUCCUGUCUGGACGAAGACAGACGCCCUCUGACCUUUCCUAUCGUUUUCCCUUUCGAGAAACCAGAGAUAGAUAGAUAGAGAGAGAGAGGGCGGGAUCUCAACAGUGGCGAUCCGGCCUUAGCUGCCCCGGCGAUCUUCCGCCGUCGAUCCCACCGCGCCGCCGCCAGAUCUGCGCUCUCACCUCGGGGCUGUCGGUGUGAUCUACUUAUACCAGCAGCCAUUUCCCGGGAAAUCGUAGUUCAAUCCAGUCUCAGUUUCUUUAUUUGCAGAAGCUGUAAUGGGAACCGAGGAGAUCAGGAAGGAUAUGGAUAUCAGCAGUUGGUGUGCAGAAUUGGCCUAUGACCAAUGGGUGCCACUUCCUGUGAAUGGCAAGCCCCCGUCUGCCCGAUAUAAGCAUGCGGCAGCUGCUGUUGACGAUAAACUUUACGUAAUUGGGGGGAGUCGAAAUGGCCGUUACUUGUCUGAUGUUCAGGUUUUUGAUUUUAAAAGUCUUACUUGGUCUAGUAUAACCUUGAGCUUUGAAUCAAAUGCUGGUGAUGACUCUAAGGAAAAUCUGAUAGCAACCUCGGGUCAUGUUCUGAUCCAGUGGGAAAACAAAGUUCUUAUCGUCGGUGGUCAUUCUAAGAGUCCUUUAGAUAGCCUUCAAGUGAGGUUUAUCAAUUUAGACACACAUACAUCUGGUUUUCUGGAGACAUCAGGAAACAUUCCAGUUGCUCGUGGUGGACACUCUGCAACCCUUAUUGGAUCUAGACUGAUAAUAUUUGGUGGGGAAGACCGGAAAAGGAGGUUGCUGAAUGAUAUUCACAUUCUUGAUUUAGAGACAAUGAAUUGGGAAAUGGUUGAGGCGAUGCAGACCCCUCCAGCUCCUAGAUUUGAUCACACAUCUGCAGUUCAUGGAGAUCGCUACCUUUUAGUUUUUGGAGGAUGCUCUCACUCAAUCUUUUACAGUGAUCUUCAUGUUUUGGAUUUGCAGACUAAGGAAUGGUCCCAACCUGAGAUUCGAGGUGAUCUGGUGACUCCUCGUGCAGGCCAUGCAGGUGUCACCAUUGGAGAAAACUGGUACAUUGUUGGUGGUGGUGAUAACAAGAGUGUUCUUGUAGGCUGUUCUGAAACUCUGGUGUUCAAUAUGUCAAAAUUAGCUUGGUCAACAUUGAGCAGUGUAAGAGAAAGGGAUCCACUUGCUAGUGAGGGACUUAGUGUUUGCACCACUCUCAUUGCUGGUGAGGUAUAUUUGGUUGCCUUUGGUGGCUACAACGGGAAAUACCAAAAUGAGAUCUUUUUCAUGAAACCCAAACCGAGAGACUCAUCACGUCCCAAGAUAUUCCAGUCACCAGCAGCUGCUGCUGCAGCAGCUUGUGUCACUGCUGCUUAUGCCCUAACCAAACCUGACAAGCUCGAUCUCACUGAAUCUGUUGAUUCUGCGAAGUUUGUUGAGAACAAUGUCUUUCAGCGAGACAUCACAGCUGAGGUUGCCGCUAUCAAGGAGGAGAAAAAUGCUCUGGAAGCCUCGCUUGCCAAGAUCAGGGAAGAGAACUCCAAACAGAGGGAAAAGAUAGAUGAAGCAAACAAUACACAUUCUGAGUUGUCAAAAGAACUCCUGUCCGUUCAAAGUCAAUUGGUGGCUGAGAGAUCGAGAUGCUUCAAACUAGAGGCACAAAUAGCAGAGCUACAGAAGGUUCUGGAAUCAUUUAGCUCAGUAGAAAACGAGGUGCAAGCGCUUAGAAGUCAGAAGACUGCACUGGAACAGGACAUGGAGCUUGCUUCUGCCACAAGGCAAGGCUCUGGUGGGUUCCUUGGCUGGUUAUCUGGUGGUCCCCACAGCCCAUGAGAUCUAAGAGCUCGUCUCCUCGAGAUCGGGGAGCAACAGGGAAGCAACCAUAUAAGAAUCUACUGUAUCAUUGCUGGGGCCUUUCUGAGGAAGCCAUGUUUUGUUGUACUUGUGAACAGUGAAGAUGGGCAAAUCUCGGUAUUUGGCAUUAUUACCCGGUGUCCAUGUAUAGCAGUGAAUAGGAAUGAAACACAAAACACUGAGCAUGAACCGGGUAAGAAACAUACGAAUAUUGAAAAUUUCCGGGAGAAUUUUGUGGUUUUCUUGUUUCUUUUAGAUUGGUUUUCAUGUCACAAUUGUUUCUGUAAGUCACAUUGUAAAACUCGUCAAUUUUGUAUUGUACUAUUAUAAGAUUGCUCUUGUUUGUGAUUCAA
Punica granatum (pomegranate) is the source of this 2203-nucleotide messenger RNA. The record is from RefSeq and is a predicted model, not a curated record. Lineage: Eukaryota; Viridiplantae; Streptophyta; Magnoliopsida; Myrtales; Lythraceae.